Messenger RNA from Perkinsus marinus ATCC 50983, 1031 nucleotides. RefSeq lists its product as hypothetical. NCBI's taxonomy places the organism in Eukaryota, Perkinsozoa, Perkinsida, Perkinsidae. The annotation marks the transcript as partial. The record is from RefSeq and is a predicted model, not a curated record. The transcript is spliced from 2 exons.
ACGCAACCACAUCCUCAACAACCAUGACUACUCUGUCCUCUACAACUCCGACUACCGAAGUUGCUGCGACUUCUACUCUGACUUCCACGACGACAGAGGGUCUCGAGAAAACUAGGGUCGAUGAAUUGUCUUCUUCUAGUACUACGACAUCUACUACAUCGACCACUACUGAAGAAGCGAUCACGUCGUCAUCAACCCGAACUAUUCUCUCCUCCGGGACAACUUCGACUACCGCGGCUACAGCGACUCCUACUACGACGGAAAUUGAAUUGUCUCCUUCCACUACUACGACAUCUUCUACUUCGACCACUACUGAAGGAGCGACCACGUCCUCAACCACCGCAACUACUCUGUCCUUCUCUACAACUCCGACUACCAAGGGUACUGCGGCUCCUACCACGACGGAGAGUUUCGAGGAAGUUUGGGUCGAUGAAUUGUCACCUUCCAGUACUACGACAUCUAGUACAUGGACCACUACCGAAGAGGCGACCACGUCCUCAACAACUACAACUACUUUGCCCUCUACAACUCCGACUACCGAGUUUACUGCGACUCCUACGACGGCGGAGGGUCUCGAGGAAACUAGGGUCGAUGAACUGUCUCCUUCUAGUACUACGACAUCUUCUACACCGACCACUACUGAAGAAGCGCUCACGUUCUCAGCAACCACAACUACUUUGUCGUCUCCUACAACUCCGACUACCGAAGUUACUGCGACUCCUAUCACGACGGAAAGUCUCGAGGAAGUUUGGGUCGAUGAAUUGUCACCUUCUAGUACUACGACAUCUAGUACAUGGAGCACUACCGAAGGGGUGACCACGUCCUCAACCACCACAACUAGUCUGUCCUCUACAACUCCGACUACUAAGGUUACUGAGACCUUUACUACGACGGAAAGCCUCGAGGAAGUUUGGUUGGAAGAGUCGUCUUCUUCUAGUACUACGACUUCUAGUACGUGGGCCACUACCGAUGAGGCGUCCACGUCCUCAACAACCACAACUACUCUGUCCUCUACAACUCCGACUACCGAG